This is a messenger RNA of Eurytemora carolleeae, 740 nucleotides long. RefSeq lists its product as uncharacterized. The coding region runs from base 276 to 740 and encodes 154 amino acids. Lineage: Eukaryota; Metazoa; Arthropoda; Copepoda; Calanoida; Temoridae. The transcript is spliced from 7 exons. The record is from RefSeq and is a predicted model, not a curated record.
UUUCUAAUCUAGAAUCAAGUACAGCAAUCAAGAUAAUUAAUACCGAGGAAUUAAUUAAUACUGAGAUUCUUCUAUCUUUAUAUACUUAUGAACUUUUGUAAUUUUUUUCCCGCAUUUUUUUGUAUUCUCUCACAAGUCAGGGCAAAGCUAGUAAUUAUUAAUAUUAACAUGUUUAAAUAUUUAAUAGUUCUUGGUUAUGUAAACAUGAACAAAUUGGAGUGUUUAAACAGUCCCGGGUAUCAGCUUAGAGCCUUUUAUCAGGCAGAACCAGCAACAUGAUUUUAAUCCUUCUCAUGUUGUACAAUGCAAGGUUGUUAGAAGCUGUUGACAGCAGUUUGUUUCUCCAAGAAAUGGUUCCUGUGUCAAAUCUUGUCGUAUUUGAGGAACCAGAUUAUGUGGAGUCGGCUCUGGUUUGCAGUUUCAUGUGUUUAGAGAAAAAUGAAAAAUGUUUCCUGGUUUGUAUUCCAGGAUAUGUUCCUGAGUUCUUCAGAGGUUUGUAUUGCAACCACAAAUCAGCUAAUGCUGAAUGGGAUAAACCUUUAGAUGGGUUUAAGUGUUUACCGACUACUCUGGUAGUUACUGGAGGAUGGCAAUUUCCUACGUAUAACGAAGUCUAUACUAUUGGUCUAUUUAGUAUAACCAAGUCUAUACUAUUGGAUGUUGAUGGGGAGGAGGUGUUUGUUGUUGCUGGAGGAGACACUGUUCUUGCAUCAAGUAAGAUCAAUUGUUUCGCUACUUAG